This is a messenger RNA of Aplysia californica (California sea hare), 2987 nucleotides long. RefSeq lists its product as uncharacterized. Gene Ontology annotation, biological process: lipid transport. The record is from RefSeq and is a predicted model, not a curated record. Lineage: Eukaryota; Metazoa; Mollusca; Gastropoda; Aplysiida; Aplysiidae. The transcript is spliced from 18 exons. Gene Ontology annotation, molecular function: lipid carrier activity. Bases 102 to 2987 code for a protein of 961 amino acids.
UUGAUUACACAGGUUUUGACACCCUGAAAACUCUGCUAAAGAACAUUUCAGAAAAUGAAGGUCAACAGUCGGAGUCCAGUAGUGCUACUGCAUUGCUGAAAAUGCUCCAGGAGUUCAUUCAAAAGACGGCCCAAGCAAAAGCCCCUGAGUUUGCCCAUUUCAAUAGUAAAGUGAAAAAAACUUUGCAAACUUUGUUUAUGCUGGCAAAUAUCAAGAAAGCUUCUUUUCCCCGAGGUCAGGCUACUUUUAGAUUUCUAGGCUAUGAGAUGGGGUCUAUAUCAACUGAUUCAGCCCUCUUGUUGAUGAAGCGACUGAGAGCCAAGGGAGAUCCUGUGGAGCAAGUCAUUAUGACUCUCGCACAAGGGAUAAACCUGGCAUGGGUUAGAGCAUUUGAACUCAUGAAGUUCAGAAAGGUGUUACCUACUGUGGCAGGGCUACCACUGGAGGCACAGACUGACAUCAGUGUUGUCACCAAGCUCAUGGGGAAAGUCAAGACUGAUGUUAAGAACUUCUUUGAAAAGAAACAACCAAUUCAAACAGAUUUGUCCCUUAGUCCAAGUAUCUCAACGGCUUUCACUUCAAUGAUGGCAGUUGAUCUGAGGGGCUACUCAAGAACAGGCCUUGGAACAAGAGCAAAUGUAGACGCGUUUGCUGCUUGGAGUAGCAUACUGAAUUAUCUCCCCUCAAGAGCGUCUGCUAAGCAGGAGCAUGAAAUAGAAUUUAUUAGAGAAUUGGAGCAAGAUGACUACUCCUUUCUAGAUGUCAAGUCAGACAUAGUCUUGUACAGAAAUUCUGAGGUUAUUCCCAUGCACGGCAGCAAAAAGGAUUUUGAGACAUGUCUUCCUAACAUCUACACACAAAUGCUCGGCCAAAGUGUGUGUCUGUCUGGAGUGUUUCAUCAGGAUGAUUCCCCUCAUCCAUCAGAACUCUUCUUCUUGUCCAGCUUUUACAGAAUGAAAGGCAUCCUUCGUCUUCAAGAUUUGAUGCUGGACAGAUUCCUGUUGAGAUUAACGCAUAAAAAUAUAAAAUCUGCGGAAACAGCUAAGUGUGCAGGUUCUCUCACAAAGAUGCACUUUGAGGGCAAAGGUUUUGAAUUGUCCAGAACUGUUGAUUUCAAUGUUUCCAUGGAUGAGACGAAAAACUCUCUUGUUAUUUCGGGAAGUAUUCCAGAAGCUUCGCUGCACUACCAUAUGGAACGGACAUCUCUUUCAGUGCCAGGGAUUUCUCUGAAGAAAAUUUGUUCUAGGAUCACACAGAAUGGAAAAUUACUCAGUUCUUUCAUCUUUGAGAGAAAGGCCAGUGAAAGAAAUGAAUCGACAGAGUUGCCUGUUGAGACAAUGGAAGGAAAAGAAAAACUUCUUCAUGUCAACGUAUCGCUUGGCGCUCUUUCUGUGGACUUUUCAUGUUCAGAACAAAUGCCACACAAAUAUUACCAGGCUGUUGAUGUUUUUUUCAAGUACUACUGUGAACCACAAUUAGGAUUGUUGUACGCCUUGCACCCUCGUCCUGAGCUCGCUGCUGCUGAAGGUCAUCUGUCCACAUUCUCUUUUCACAAACAGACCAACUACUCUGAAACACCAAUGACAGAGAUUUGGAAACAGUUUAUGAGGACCUAUGCGUAUGCUCCAGGUCACAACAUUACCACAGACACGGCUUUGAUUGCUGAUCUGAAAGCUGCUGACAGAGUCACUGACAUCUACUGGAUCCAGGAUGGAAAUUUGACGGAUGAGAUCCAUAUGGAUGCCCACGUUCGCAAUCGGUCAGAUGCCAGACUGUUCUUGUUUGACUGGACCAUGCAUCUAGAGAACAAACAAAAAUUCACCAUUGACUUGGGUGGUGAAGCCAGUGGACCCAGAGCUAUGCCUUUAGCAGAUUUGACCCUACAUUCAAAUGUCACUUUCAGAGCAGAUGAGGAGGUCUUACUACAGAGGCCUAAGCGAUCCGUAUUAUCAUCCUUUGGAAAACUGGAGCAUUCUUUCUCGGAGAAAGCGUCAUCAAUGUACCAGUCUGCCAAGUUGAGGUUGCUCACUUUCCUGAGUCGAAAGUCAAGCGACUCCUCUCUUGUUCCAAAUAGCAUAGUAGACUCUGAUGAACAGACAGGGCUGUUGUUGAACCAAACAGAAGGAGAUGUUGUCUUUUGGAAACAGCCUUAUUGGAACUUGAAAACGGAUGCCUCAAUCAAGAUGAUUCCUCACUUUGCGGAUACACCUCAAGGAAGGAAGAACGUUGGGGCAGAGUUACAGUGGUUUUUGAACAGCUCUUUACCUCACACGGAGACUCAACUGCUCUCCUUUGAAGGCGCCAUAUUCAAUGGACAAAUGAAAAAGAUGAAGAUGUACGUCGAUGACCGUAUCCAUGACUGGACAUUAAAUGCAUCUGCAGAGCAUUACAGCACAAAGGAAGUAUUCCAUCAUCACCACAACUGGUCUUUGGUGGAGACAACCAAUCACAGACUUGAUCGCUCUUUCAAUAUCCGUGUAGAACUGGUGCACUUCAAAAGUUUUGAUUAUGAUCUGACGCUAAAAUCUCCACGGACAAACGUGACUCACUACAUUCAUUAUGUGAAGAGUUCCCCCAUAGAGCAUCAUGUCCGUGCUCAUGCUCGUCUACAUUCUGUCUCUCCGGAAUUUGAUCUCCUCUAUUACGAGUCCAGUGAUGUGAACAAAGGGGAUAUAACAACCCAAGUGAACAUGACAAGUACAGCCCUUGACUUCAAGUUAGAUUUGGAGAAAAAGAGAAGUGAGGAAGGAAUCCAAGCGUCCAGCGAUUUUCAAGUGGAUAACCAUAUGUCAGUGCUGGCUGGAAAGAGAGGCUUGCUGACCACUUUAACCCUUGCCAAAAAAAGACCGCCCCAGUGCAGAUGGACAUAUACGGCUACUGAUGGCUCUAAGACAAGGUUGCAAGCUCAGAUGAUGGGACCCAAAAGAAUAGAAUUCGAUCUUCAGCCCAUUCAGACACAUUGUAAAGACAAAAGUAUAUACAGGUGA